GUUCACUGCAGUUUGAGAGGACAAACUUUUUUCGUGAUGGGAUUUAUUUACGUAAUAUUCGAGUUCUUUGGGUUCGAUUGUCUUCGGCCAAGGACUAUCCACGACUUAACGACAUAGACAACGUUUUAAAACGUGGUAUAAUCAAUACAUUUGUCCUUUUAUGCAGAUUUUCGUUCUUUCGAACUCAUUGUAAACACUCGGGUCUCCAAACGUCUCACAACAGGAGGACCAGAGAAAACAAACACCCGUGCGGCUCUUGAACGCAGCUCUCUCCAGUCCAGUCCAGGGAGCAUGGGUCCCGCAGUGAUAAACCACAUUUCAAGAAUAGGUUGACGCAGCAGCACCCAUGAUGAACUUUGAAGGUCUAGAUACUGGGAUGGGUGAUUACCCUCCCAGCCUUCACGGGACGAUGGACGGUGGUAUGGACCCCCCCAUGGACCCACACCUUAACCCCAGUCUGAUGCAGAGCGUGGAGCUGGAUCCAGAGGGUUUGGCCGUUCCAGUGCCUGAGCCUGUGCACCUCGUGGAGGGGAUGUUUUCUGAGCUCCACAGUGUCGUGUCCGAGGUUGGCAUCCCAGUGACUGCCACACAUUUUGAUCUGCAGGAGGAAAUGCUCUGGAUGGGCAAUCAUCGAGGUCACGUGAGUUCAUUCUUUGGACCAACAAUGGGAAGGUUUUCGUCUUUUCAAGCGAACGCCACCGACGACAUUCGACACAUUCAGAGUUUGGAAACGGGCGUGCUGUUCCUGUCCAAGUCUAACCUGAAAUGUCACACGCGCGGAGGCCUGGUUGUGUUCGAUUACGCGAUGGAUGAAGGAGCUGAUUUGCACAGUCUGCUGAUGACUGACAACAACACUCUGCUCCUCGGGGGGUUGCAAAACUACGUGGCCGAGGUUGACUUGACCACCGUCCAAGAAACUCAGAAGUUCUCAGUCGAACUACCUGGAGUGGCAAUAAUGCGACAAACCGGCCGUUUCUUCUUCUGUGGGCACACUUCUGGAAAGAUCACCCUCAGAGACCUGCGCACUUUUAAGAUGGAGCAGGAGUUCGAUGCGUUUUCCGGGAGCCUCUCGGACUUCGACGUCCACGGAAAUCUCCUGGCGGCGUGUGGUUUCUCCAGUCGAGGACUGAACGGUUUGGCCUGCGAUCGUUUUUUGAUGGUGUACGAUCUGCGUAUGAUGCGAGCAGUGACGCCACUUCAGGUGCACGUGGACCCCUUGUUUUUGCGUUUCAUUCCCACCUACACGUCACGUCUGGCCAUCAUCUCUCAGACAGGCCAGUGUCAGUUCUGUGAACCCACUGGUCUCGCCAAUGUGGCCGACAUUUUCCACGUCAACACUGUGGGGCAGUUGCUCAUGAGUUUUGACGUCUCGUCCAGUAAGCAAGCCCUCGCCUUUGGGGACUCCGGGGGCGUCGUACACCUGUGGUCCGACGCCCCUGAGGUUUCCUUUAACGACUACUCCCGUGAGACUGACUUUCCUUUACCGUGCCUGGUGGACACGUUGCCUCAGCUGGACUGGAACCACGACCUUUUGCCCCUCUCCCUUCUACCCAUGCCCCUGACCAGCACUGAGCCGCUGCUCUCAGACUGGCCCUCCGCCCUGUCUACACCCUGUCCCAGACGAGCGCCUCCUGUGGACCCAGAAAUCCUGCGCACCAUGAAAACCGUGGGCUUCAUCGGUUAUGCAGCGAAUCCUCGAACUCGACCUCGCAACCAGGUUCCGUAUAAAGUGAAAGAUGUGGAACUGGAUUACGACAACUACAACCAGGUCCCUGAAUCUCCGAUCGGCCGGGAUGAGGAGCCACAUCUCUACAUGGUUCCCAAGAAGUACAGAAAGGUCACCAUCAAAUACUCCAAACUUGGACUGGAGGACUUUGACUUCAAACACUACAACAGAACCUUGUUUGCUGGUCUGGAGCCUCACAUUCCUAACGCCUACUGCAACUGCAUGAUCCAAGUGUUAUAUUUCCUGGAACCGAUUCGCUGUCUAGUGCAGAACCAUUUGUGCCAAAAGGAGUUCUGUCUGGCCUGUGAGCUGGGUUUCCUCUUCCACAUGUUGGACCUGUCCCGAGGAGAUCCAUGUCAGGCCAGUAACUUCCUGCGAGCCUUCCGGACCAUUCCUGAAGCCUCGGCGCUCGGCCUGAUCCUCGCGGACUCCGAUGAGCAGACGGGGAAAGCCAGACUGGGGCGCUUAAUCCAGAGCUGGAACCGCUUCAUCCUGACCCAGCUUCACCAGGAGACGCAGGAACAGGAGGGGCCACAGGCCUACAGGGGGGCCAGCAGCAGUUCUCUGGGCUCCUCCGGUGAGUCUGUGAUCGGGAAACUGUUUGGAUGUGAAGUGGAGAACAGUAGUCUGUGUCGCUGCGGCAAAGAGACGGUCCGCUCCUCCCUCACGCUGCUCUUCAACAUGCAUUACCCAGAGCAGAACUCUCAGGAAAAGACAGUAAAGGAGUACGACUUUGCCGAGAUCCUGAAGAAGAGCAUCUGUCUGGAGCAGAGCACGCAGGCCUGGUGUGAGAACUGUGAGAAGUACCAGCCCACAGUGCAGACACGUAACAUCCGAUGUCUCCCGGACGUCCUGGUCAUAAACUGCGAGGUGAACAGCGCCAAAGAGGCGGAGUUCUGGAAGGUGCAGGCCGAGUAUGCCUUUAAUAAGGCCAUGCAGAAAGAAGCCAUGGAACCCGCCAAACCGAAGGAACCGCCACCGAUGCCCACAGAGUGGUGUUUGGACGGCGAGGACUUCUGCAGCAUGGACGGCUUUGCCUUCGACACUCGGGCCGAGGAUUUACGAAACGUCUGGAUCCCACUGAGCCUGAAGAUGUCCAUCAGCAAAAGUCAGGGUCUGGAGAUCAGCAGCUGGCCCGAGGGGGAGGAGCUGAGUGCCGAAGACGAGGCGGCGGGCGCAGCUCUGUACGACCUGGUGGUCACGGUGUCCCACGUCCUGGACGCUCGCACUGGUGGAAACCUGGUCGUACACAUUAAAGUGGGAGAGACCUACCACCAGAGGAAAGAGGGCGUCACACAUCAGCAGUGGUAUCUCUUCAACGACUUCCUAAUUGAGCCGAUUGACAAGGCUGAAGCGGCUCAGUUUGACGUCAGCUGGAAGGUGCCGGCCAUUCUCUACUAUGCCAAGAGGAACCAUCACUCCAAAUACGACCCCCGCAGUAAGUGUUCGGACUCAGAGUUCAGAUUUUUCUGCUGGAUCCUCUCAUCAUGUUCUACGAUGUGUCCAGUCCUUCAUCAUCAUCAUCAUCAUCAAGGUUUGACCUGCGUGUGUGUGUGUGUGCAGGAAGAGGCAGAACUACGCAGUGACGGAACCAAGUCCACCAUCAAACCCAGUCAGAUGUCAGUGGCCAGAAUCACCUGUGUCAGGGGUCAGGGUCCCAACGAGGGGGUGCCCUUUAUCGACGACUACAUCUCCACCCAGGAGCAGGUUGUGGACUAUCUGACGCAGUAUUCUGGCAUCAAACCUGGAGACCUCGAUGCAAAGAUCUCCUCCAAGCACUUAACCACUCUCAAGUCCACUUACCUGAAGCUGCGUUUCCUCAUCGAUACGGGGGUGCGCUUCGUGGGCCACGGUCUGCAGAAGGACUUCCGUGUCAUCAAUCUGCUGGUCCUCAAAGACCAGGUGGUCGACACCGUCUACCUGUUCCAUUUGCCUCGCAAGAGGAUGAUCUCUCUGAGGUUUCUGGCCUGGUACUUUUUAGAUCUUAACAUCCAGGGGGAGACACACGACAGCAUAGAGGACGCUCGCACGGCGCUGCAGCUGUACAGGAAGUACCUGGAGCUGAGUCGAAGAGGAGGCAACGACGAAGUGAGGAAGGUCCUGAAGGGACUGUACGAAAAAGGCCGGCAGCUGGACUGGAAAGUUCCGGAGUCAGACACAGGAGAUGGUCAAGGUAGCCCAAAAAGUACGGCACCACGUUGACUUAGAGGGCGACAGGUGGCGCUGUGUUUCCCUCUGUGAUGGGACUGUGAGCUGCACCGUGGUGGAGAACCUUUGGUCCGAUCUCUGCUGCUUCACUUCGUCCCUCGUUUGUGAUGAUGUUGGGUUUUUUUUUUCAUCCGUUUUUGAAGUUUGUAAAGAGUUAGUGAAAAGUCUGACUGCGUUUCUGUCGCUGCACAGUUUGGUUCACGUCAAGACUUUUUACUCUUCAGUUUUUACUCAGAUUUGUAAGAUGGAGUUAAUGUUAUAAAAGAUUUUUUUUAACAUUGUUGUUAAAAAUGUAAAAUAAACCAUGUGCCAUUUCUACC
This is a messenger RNA of Cynoglossus semilaevis (tongue sole), 4254 nucleotides long. RefSeq names its product poly(A) specific ribonuclease subunit PAN2 (gene pan2). Gene Ontology annotation, biological process: mRNA processing; nuclear-transcribed mRNA poly(A) tail shortening. Gene Ontology annotation, cellular component: PAN complex; P-body. Lineage: Eukaryota; Metazoa; Chordata; Actinopteri; Pleuronectiformes; Cynoglossidae. Gene Ontology annotation, molecular function: protein binding; poly(A)-specific ribonuclease activity; nucleic acid binding. The record is from RefSeq and is a predicted model, not a curated record. The transcript has 24 exons. Bases 347 to 3928 code for a protein of 1193 amino acids.